Messenger RNA from Corticium candelabrum, 1825 nucleotides. Its product is annotated as high affinity cGMP-specific 3',5'-cyclic phosphodiesterase 9A-like. Gene Ontology annotation, molecular function: 3',5'-cyclic-GMP phosphodiesterase activity. Lineage: Eukaryota; Metazoa; Porifera; Homoscleromorpha; Homosclerophorida; Plakinidae. The transcript has 19 exons. The coding region runs from base 31 to 1587 and encodes 518 amino acids. The record is from RefSeq and is a predicted model, not a curated record. Gene Ontology annotation, biological process: signal transduction; cGMP catabolic process.
AAAGUUUCUCAGUGAGGCGUCACUAAUUAGAUGAACUCAAUCAAAGGCGCUUCCCAACCUCAACCAAUCAACGUUGAACUACCAGAGAUGGCAACUCUUGCUGUACAACAAAUUGACCAAAGAAUGGGGAGUGGACCUUCAAGGAAGGAAAUCUUUGUUCGUAUUGACAAGCAGGAGGUCCAAAAGGUGGUGUUUGCUACUGAUUGCCCUACAGCUGAUUUUAAAGAUCUACUUGCGUCUGUUGCAGGAGUGACCUGGUGGUCAUCGAUCACGUUGCAGACUGCCAGUGGUGACCUAGUUUCUGUGUCUCCGACAGUACCGAGUAAUGAGAAGAGAGAUGCUUAUCUAUUGAAAGUACAACAAGAGCAAGGUGUGAGACCAGGGAGAGUGUCUAAUACAGACUCUGUAAGCAGUGACGAGGUAAAGAAAAUGAUCUGUGACUUAGAAAAUUACGUCCACGCUGAUGGCAUAGCAAAGCGAAGCGAAGUUGACCAAUGCAAGAAAGAGUUAUCCGAAGUUCGACAGCAAAUGUCAACAGGGCCUGUUGGACCGGCUCGUUGUUAUAAUUGCUCUAUGGUACCGGAUGGAGAUACUGGACCAAUGUACACGAAAUAUACACUGUCUGAUGAAACAGCAGAGCAUCUGAAGGAGCCGACGUUUGACAUUUGGCAUUGGGUGCCUAAUGAGAUGGUGUCUCUAUUGGAAUACAUGUACCAUGAGCUGGGUAUUGUCACCGAGUUGAACAUCAACCCUAUUGUACUUCGUCGAUUUUUGCAAACUGUCCAGGCCAACUAUCGAAACAAUCCGUUCCACAACUUCAGGCAUUGCUUUUGUGUAACCCAAAUGAUGUACGGGAUGAUCCACUUCUGCAACCUGCCUGACAUCAUGAGCGUGUCCGAUCUCGGCGUUCUCAUCACAGCGUGUGUAUGCCACGAUCUUGACCAUCCAGGCUUUAACAACGCUUACCAGAAGAAAGCGAGAACUGAGCUGGCUGUUCGUUAUAAUAAUGUGUCACCGUUGGAGAAUCAUCACUGUGCUGUUGCCUUUCGGAUACUCGCUAAUCCAGAAUGUAAUAUUUUUUCAAAUGUGCCUGAAAGCAAGUUUGACGAAAUCAGAUCGGGAAUUCUCAUGCUAAUCUUGGGUACUGACAUGGACAGGCACAAGGAACUUCUGGAUCAAUUCAAAGAUCACCUAUCGUCAUUCUCAUUCACAAACGAAGAGGACAUGAACAUUCUCAAGAUUAUUCUUGUGAAAUGCUGUGAUAUUUCUAAUGAGGUGCGACCGAUGGCAGUGUCAGACACAUGGGCAGACUGUCUUUUGGAAGAAUGCUUCCAACAGGGCGAUCGAGAGAAACAAGAGGGUCUUGACGUCUCAUUUAUUUCUGAUCGAGACAAAGUAUCGAAGCCCCAAGCUCAAGUCGGUUUCAUCGGAAACGUCCUGAUACCACUCUUUGAAGCUGUCACCAAGCUGUUUCCACAGUUGGAGGACCCCAUGAUUGUACCCCUGCGAAGUGCACUCGAACGAUACAGAUUACAGGCACAUCCAAAAAAUAUGGAUUUGACCAAGGAGGAGUCAAACGAGAAGUGAUGGCAACAACACACAGGUGCACGAUGAUGUCUGGUCAUUGUGGAGCAACUCAAAUGCGUAGUUAUUCAGUGCACGUUUGAUGUAUCCUAUUUACGUUGAUUGUGAUGACAGUAAGUUGGAAUGAAUUUGUUUUACUUGCGUACUGUUGUGACUGAAGACUUUGUUGUUUGUUGUUUUACUGUAUAAGUUUAUAUCAAUAUGCUGUAUGCUAAGAAGGCAAAUAUUUUGGAAAGGCAAA